UUUUGACAGUAAAGUGACAUUGAACGGGCUGAAAAAAUGGGACGAUCAACACAAAGACCUGCAUUGCUAAAUAGAAAAACAAUAUGAUGUUGUGCUUGUGUUUUUUCAAUUUUUCUUUUGAAUUAUUCUACGGGUCUUAAGGAGGUUGGAUUAUUCAAUAGAUGGAGAGCGAAAAAUUUCAUUGUGGAGCUAAAUCCAGAAUUCGAUGCAAUUCUGCUAGGGCUUUGGUAUUUGAUGAGCCAGUAUCGCCUUGUGAAAGGCCAAAAUGUUCAAUGCCGGUGUGUGGAUGUGGGGCUCCGAUCAAACAUGUUCACUCUGAUUAUCCACAGGUUACCCAACCUUCAAACUUGGUUCGUAUGCGAAAUUCAACCUUAGGGAAGUCUGCUCCAUCUUUGUCCUUGAAUAUGAAGGACACAAAUGUUUCUCGUCGCAAUAGCCGUCCAGUAGCUGUCCAUCGAUUAAGUUUUAUAACAAACACUUCACCUGUUCUGCCUAGGUCACAUUCUCCAAUCUGUGGAAGUCCUAUCGACAGUCCCAGAACCCAUUCUAGUUUCAUCAACUUCUCAUUUGCACCAAUCAAAAGAAUUGUGGCUGGUUGUAGAGGAGAUGGUAGAAGAUGGUCCGUAGCAUCCUUACCAUCCUCAGGAUAUGGAACAACUCCUGGUAGUUCCAAUAUUUCUUCUAAAUGCUCAAGCCAUGAAAAAUUGCAUCAGCUUCCACAUUUACCCACUACUGAUGAUAUGAAAAUGCUUACACAUCAUUUUUCCAGCAAUGAUAGCAACGCUUCCAUAUCAGGUGUUACAGAAGAAAAUGUAGCUACACAUAGAUCACCACUUCAUCGUCCACGUUCAAGAAGUCUGAGUAGUCCAAGUAGAUCUCCAAUUAUAGAUAAUGAUAUAUGUAUGAUGAAUACUUUGUACAAAGAACGUUUUCCUAAAGCUACACAGCAAAUGGAAGAAAGGUUGACGAAUUUCAUCGAAGAAAAUAAAUCCAUUGAUUUUGGAAAAGCAUUUUGUGAUUUUGUGCCUAUUGUUCGUUUUGUUCAUCAUCAAGUUCUGGAAAUGGCAAGAGACUGUUUACAUAAAUCUCAGUCGAAGCUCAUCACCAGUAGAUAUUUCUAUGAAAUGUCUGAAAAUUUAGAGAGACUCUUAACCGAGACAAAAGAAAAAUCCGAGGAUGCUGCUAAUCUAGUCACAGGCUUCAUAAAGAAGCUGUUAUUAAUUAUUUCGCGACCUGCUCGUCUUCUGGAAUGCCUGGAGUUUGACCCUGAGGAGUUUUACCACUUUUUGGAGGCUGCAGAGGGCCAGGUUAAGGGUUUUCAAGGCAUCAAAACAGACAUACCUCAAUACAUAAUUCAGAAAUUGGGAUUAAAUAGAGACCCCAUAGCUGAGCUACAGCAAGAACUGCGCGAUUGUUCAUGGAGCUCCAAUUUAUCCUCAUCAUGUAAUUCAGUGUGUAUGUCUUCCACACCUAAUUCAAAGGCUACCUUCAAAAAUCCCAACGAACAGGAUUUCGAAGUGGUAAAACUUAUUUCCAAUGGGGCUUAUGGUGCGGUUUACUUAGUUAAGCACAAACAGACAAAGCAAAGGUUUGCAUUGAAGAAAAUUAAUAAGAAUAACUUGAUGUUGAGAAAUCAGGUGGAGCAGGUUUUUGCAGAACGAGAUAUAUUGAGUUUUGCCGAUAAUCCCUUUGUAGUUUCUAUGUACUGCAGUUUCGAAACUAGAAAACAUCUUUGUUUAGUCAUGGAGUAUGUGGAAGGAGGAGAUUGUGCUAGUUUAUUGAAGAAUAUUGGACCACUUCCUUCAGAUAUGGCCAAGUUUUAUUUUGCCGAGACUGUCUUAGCUGUUGAAUAUCUUCAUAGCUAUGGCAUUGUACAUAGAGACCUUAAACCAGAUAACCUACUGAUAACCGCAUUGGGACAUAUCAAACUAACAGACUUUGGAUUGAGUAAAAUGGGAUUAAUGUCACUGGCAACAAAUUUAUAUGAAGGUUAUGUCGACACAGAAUCGAGGCAAUUUUCAGACAAGCAAGUAUUUGGAACUCCGGAAUAUAUAGCACCAGAAGUAAUACUUAGACAAGGUUAUGGUAAACCUGUAGAUUGGUGGUCAAUGGGUAUUAUUCUGUACGAAUUUCUUGUGGGUUGUGUCCCAUUCUUUGGUGAUACUCCUGAAGAGCUUUUUUCUCAUACAGUACAUGAUGAUAUUGAGUGGCCAGACAAAGACGAUUGGCCUGUACAAGAAGAUGCUAAGGAUCUGAUCACAGCACUUUUGCAGCACUCUCCUAGAGAUCGUUUGGGGACAGGAGGUGCUCAUGAGGUUAAGGAACAUAUUUAUUUUGCGGAUUUGGAUUGGAAUAGUUUGUUGAGACAGAAGGCCGAAUUCAUUCCUCAGUUAGAACAUGAUGAGGAUACAAGCUAUUUUGACAGUCGACUUGAUAGAUAUAACCAUGAGCUUGAAGAUGAUACUGAUGAUACAGACGAUUCCCCAGUUUUUAGUCUGUUUUCUUCUUGCUCUCCUCAAUAUAAAAAAACAAAUGUUUCCAAGCUAAGUCUUAAUACAGAUGUUGAAAAGGUGACUGAAUCCCCCAAGUUUAGUUUAGAUACUCCGGACACUCCAGAUAUUCCCGAUAGCAAAUUGAAAUUUGAGAUACAAACAUCAAGUAAGGAACAUACCGAGGUUGUGCAUGUGGAACAUAAAAAGCCUAUAUUAGAUAUCAGUAGAACAUUGAGUACCCCUGAUUCAUCUCAGACAGACAGUGAUGAUGUAUCUCCUCAAAUUCAAAGAAAACGUAGAAGUGCGCAUAGCAGAGAUGUAUUGCCUAAAUUUUCCAUAUCAAUGGAAGAUGCCUCCGAACACAGUUCGAUAAAUCUUGAAAAAACUUUGGCGUUGGCUAGGAUCUCGUCAACUCCAACUUCAAGCAAACAUAAAUCGAGAUCGGUUGUCAAGAGUGCAUCGGCUUCAGGGUUAUCACUGAUGAUUCCGACUACAGAUGAAUUUGAAGCUAUACAUUCUCCUAGUGGAGGUGGAUCAAGUACUGCAAGUUCUCGUGAUACUUCUCCUUGUAGAGAAUUGUCACCGCUCAUAACUAGUUUGAAGCCACCAAUAAUAAUAAGAAGAGGUCCUAAAGGAUUUGGAUUCACAGUACAUACGAUCAGGGUGUAUUAUGGUGACACAGAUGUAUACACUAUGCAUCAUUUGGUUAUGGCAGUAGAGGAGGGAAGUCCAGCGUUUGAAGCAGGCUUGAGGCCUGCAGAUCUGAUAACUCAUAUCAAUGGAGAAACAGUUCAAGGUCUAUAUCAUACUCAGGUGCUUCAGCUUUUAUUGGGAGGUGCUGAACAUGUUAGCUUGAGAGCGACACCUCUGGAGCAAACCUCCAUCAAGACAGGUGGACGAAAACGCGAACCGGGAUUGAGCAAGCUGGCAAAACGCAGUCUUCACAGACAGAGAAAGCAGAAGAAAGAUCACGAUAAGAAACGCAAGAACUCUCUGUUCCGAAGGAUUAGUAAUAAGAGGGCUAGUGCAGAAAUCCAACAGGUUUGUUACAGUAAUCUAGUAAAUAUUAUGGCGGCAGGUAUACAAUCUCCCAUCAGUGUAACUCCUAGUCGAAGUUUCCAGUCCUUCUCACGAUCUCAAGAUAACAGCCCCUUGAAUGUUGCAACAGUUCGAAACAAUUCAAACAGGUCAAAUUUAUCAGCUCCAGACAAUAUGAGUCACCUCUCAAAUAGUCCUUCAACUCAAACUCCAUCUUCUAGUUCCUCGAGCCCCACACCAGUAUCAGCAAGUCGGAGUAGUAAGCAGCAUUAUCAGAGACCUUCUACUUUGCACGGAUUGAAACAUAAGCUUCAUUCGACUGGUUGUUCUAAAGUAUUACAUUCUACAAAUCCUUCUUGUGCAGCUACUAUUCCUAGCAGAAGGAAGUCAGUUGGGCAUAUACCCCUCUCUCCUCUUGCCAGGACCCCUUCUCCCUCACCAUUACCAGCUUCCCCUACUAGAUCUCCUAGUCCUUUGACUUUUCCUAUUGGCCAUCAGCCUGGCAGUUCAAAUACCACCCAGUCCUACAGUCCUAGUGCAGGAGGAGCUCCCAUCGCUAUGUGUAAUCAAAGUAAAAAAGGCUUUGUCAGGGCUAAGACUUCGGAACCAGGAUCACCUCUUUUAAGAAGAGCUUUGUCUCCAGAUCGUUUACACCCAAGGAGUGCUGAAAAUAAAUGUUCGAUCUCACCACUUUGUUCAUCAGGGAACAGCCAAACAGUUGUUAAGGCUCAACCAAGAACCAAUAAUACUGCAUUGUGGAAACCUUCUCAGUUGGAUAGGGAUAAAGAGAUGGAAUUAGAAAACACAUUGGAUUUGUCUAAUUCUUCUGACACUCAGAACCAAAACAGGUUAUCUUUGAAUUUAUCUGCACCUGGAGAACUUUUACCUAGAAUUGCUGAAGAAAAGGACUCACCCACAAGCAGUUGCUAUGAUAUUAAACAGGAUUUAACUAAAACCAUCAAAGAAAAAGAUAAAUGUGAUACAACAGGCUUGACAUUCAACUCUAAUGCAAUACAAAAACAAGAUUCGAAAACAUCCAACGAGGUGAGAGAAUGUACUGUGAACAAUAGAAAGAGUGAUUCAAGUAAUGAUAAAAUGAAUGAAUUAAUAAAAACAAAUUCUAAUAUUCAUGAUGGGGAUAGUCAGAAGGCCAAAGUUUUGGAAGAUAGUAAAGAUAGGGUAUCUAAACGUUUGGUGGAAAAUCCACACAAAGUUCCUAUUGAAAAAGAACUGACAUCGAAAAAGUCUGAUACUGUAAUAUUAAAACCUAAAGUGGUGGAAAUGAUUGAAAAACAAAAAGUUAAAAAUGUGGUAGAACUUGAUAAAUCCAAGCCUACAAAAGGUGACGAAAAUGAGAAAAAUUGUCAUAACCCUCCAGAGCAACUCACUAAAACAAAAGCAAAAACCAAUACAGAAGGUGAGAAACAAAAACUAAUAGAGAAAGAAGAUGAGAAAUCUUCGAAAUCUGUUGGUGACAGUGAACCAAGUAAAACAAAAACUACGAAAGAAUUGUUGAGAGCGUUCUCCCUUAAAGAAUCCAAAAAACAGAAGGAUAUCAAGAAGCAGAACAAAAACAGUGAAAAAGAGAAGGAGCAGGGUAAAUCUGAAGCAGGUAAAAGUACCUGCAAGUCUGAAGAUAAGGAUAGUAAAACUCAAUCAAAGCCUGCAGAGGAUAAUACAAGUAAAGGCAGCAAAAAAACGAAAAAUUAAGAGAAGCUACAGAUUGAAUCUCCUAAAUCUCUGAUAGCUAGUAGAAAGUGAAUAUUAACUCCUGCCUAUGUAGGUAGUUUGUGUUGUAUAUAAUUUGAAAAUUUUAUCUUUGAUUCAUUUUUAUAAGUCAUUUUUUAUAUUUGAAAAGCUUAGGGAGGUGAGCAAGUCAUCUAUUCUGAGAUUUUACCAAAAAUCAGAAUAUGAUUUUGAAAUAUUCGAGAUUUAAUUUAUAAUUAUUUAUUGUAGAAGGUACAAAAAAAUCUCUAGGUCUUAUAGAUCGAUUGAAUGUUUUAAGCAUUGGGCAGAGUUAAGAGAAAUGCGUAUGAAUUUCGAUUUGGUUUACAUUGGGUAGGGCAAUAUCAAUAAAAUCUAUGAUUCAUACAGAUCAACAGAAUAGACAAUUCAUUUAUAGAAUGGAUAUGUCUGUGUUGAUUCAUGGUGCACCUAUCCUCUUAUUGUGAACUAUUUUGUGUAAUUUUAAAAGUGCUGAUGUAGCCCGAAGUCAUGGAAAAAUUCUGGACUAAUUGGCCAUAAUUAAACUAGUAUGAACUUUUCGAAAAUAUUACCAUUUACAUGACCAAUAAACCCAGAAUUAUCCAGGAAUCACAUGAUUCUUAUCAAUUUAUUCAUUCUUUUAGUUCCUGUGUCAGUAUUGAUCCUUUAAGUUUUUUAAAAGGAAUUCUUUUUUCAAUAUAUUAUUAAAAAACUAUAUAAACAAAUUUAUACUCAAGAAGGGGAUAUUGAAAAUAUUCCGAUUUUUAUUUAUGACAUUUUAAAGUAAUUGUGUGCGCAUAAAUAUAAAAUCUGAAAAUUGUUUGGAUAUAUAUGGAAUACCUUUUAUGUAAUUUUUUUUUGAUUUUUCAAUGUAUCUAUAUAUGUUUAUCCAUGAAAAAAUCGUCGGGUAAAAAACAUGAUUUGUUGUUUUGAGAAAAUUCUUUGGAUAAGAUAUGGAAUUAUUGAAACAGCUACAUAUCAUAAUCUUACAAAUAUUUAAUUGUUCAAAAACAUAUACUAUUUGUCGUGGAAUAUUGCUGUUUAUUGGAUGGAAAAUAAUUGAUCUCAUAUAAAUAUUUGUGAAAAAAAAUCUUUAUUAUUCGCUUUGAGCACCUAACUGAAAUUUCUUGAUAUUAUAAUUUGUAAUUCAAAAUGUAAAUAUUUUAUUAGCUGGAAAGUGAAUUUUAACUUGGAAGUUUCUCACGAAAGAUGCUCACAUAUUUAUAUUUCCCAGAAAAAUAUUUUCAUGUUGAAAGAUUAAUUAAUUUUCAACAAGUUUUUUAUGCCUGAAAAAUUACUACUAUAGUAGUACCAGGACAAAAUGUAUAUUUCGAAAUUUUCUAUUUUACAAUACACCCCAUUUUUUUUAACCUACUUUGAAUUUGAGUUCAGAUAGUAUAACAUAAAUACAAAAGUUUUGUUAUACUUCAAUGUUUAUAAUGUGUACUAUGAAUAUUGCGCUUGCUUCAUAUGAGACAGACAUAUUGAAUUGUAAAAGCCUUAUGUUUUAUAUAAUAUCCAAAUGAUAAAAGUUGUCAAUUUAAUUUUUAAGGGAACUGGCAUGAAGUCUAUCUAUGUAUCAAGUGUCUCAUUAUGGCUUAAGAUGGUAAUUCAAAAACGCUUCAAUUUUAUCCCCUAUUUUUUUCUUCUUUACUUUUUUCUUUCCUUUCAUUAUUUUUUCUCUUUUGAACUUUCAUAUAAUUUUUGAGUUUCUUCAGUAAGUUCAUUCAUUUCAUGGUCAUUUUUGGAUGUAUUUUCUGGUUGAGACAUUGAUGAGGGUCCCGGUCGCGACAUUGAUGAGGGUCCUGGUUGUGGUUCUGUAGAAGAAGAUGGUUG
Molecule: messenger RNA, 7070 nt
Organism: Harmonia axyridis
Lineage: Eukaryota; Metazoa; Arthropoda; Insecta; Coleoptera; Coccinellidae
Gene: dop
Product: microtubule-associated serine/threonine-protein kinase 3
Exons: 14
Coding region: 162-5240 (1692 amino acids)
Biological process (GO): peptidyl-serine phosphorylation; intracellular signal transduction
Molecular function (GO): ATP binding; magnesium ion binding; protein binding
Source: RefSeq, a predicted model, not a curated record